AUGGAAUCAUGGAAUGUCAUCCUAUUGUUGGCUUGGCUUUGGGUUGGAAAUGAGUUAGAAGGAGCAAAUUUUAAUGAUACAAGAGCUAGCAGGAGCCUAGGUAGCAAAACCACAACUUGCCCAUGCGGGGCUUCCAAUAAAGGCAGAGUUGUAGGUGGCUACCGAGCCAUGCCGAAUGAGUACCCAUGGGUUGCCAGUCUUGUUCGGAACAAGGAUUCAGUACAUGUGUGCGCUGCCACUAUCAUCACAGAGUCGAUUGCCAUCACAGCUGCGCACUGUAUCGUCAAUAAAGAGCCUACCAGUCUGCGCGUUGGUACCUCAGAUAUCAGCAAGCCUGGUGCCCUAAUACCAUUGAAAGGUUACUCCUCUUAUAACUGGAACCCUGGGAGAACGGGAGGACUCAACGACAUCUCCUUGAUUUAUAUGGCCCGUCCUAUCACCUUCAGUGCAGCUGUCAGAUGGGGACGGCUUGGCUUUCAGAGACCUGGGUCAAAGAACUUGAUGGAGGCUGAUGUUCAAGUCAUCCCGUUCAACGUGUGCAAGAUGUAUCACAAGAGUCUUCAGCUUCCUGUGACCCAAUUGUGCUUUAGGACACCUGGAAAAGGAGGUUGCUUUGGCGAUUCAGGUGGUCCAGUAGUUUGGCUUGAUCCAGAAACAAACAGGUACACACUAUUAGGAUUGGUGUCUUUUGGUUCACCAAAAUGUGACACCAAAAUCCCUACAGUAAACACAGAUGUAUCAGCUUUUAUUCCCUGGAUUCGAAGCACUAUUCAAAGUAAGUUUAAAAAAUGA
Nezara viridula (southern green stink bug) is the source of this 792-nucleotide messenger RNA. Lineage: Eukaryota; Metazoa; Arthropoda; Insecta; Hemiptera; Pentatomidae. The record is from the annotation of a GenBank genome assembly.